This is a messenger RNA of Salvelinus sp. IW2-2015, 1886 nucleotides long. RefSeq names its product cryptochrome circadian regulator 5 (gene cry5). Gene Ontology annotation, cellular component: nucleus; cytoplasm. Gene Ontology annotation, biological process: entrainment of circadian clock by photoperiod; circadian regulation of gene expression. Lineage: Eukaryota; Metazoa; Chordata; Actinopteri; Salmoniformes; Salmonidae. Gene Ontology annotation, molecular function: FAD binding; deoxyribodipyrimidine photo-lyase activity; DNA binding. The record is from RefSeq and is a predicted model, not a curated record.
UGGCUGCUCACGGGUAACACGUGUUGUGUUGGGUUUUGUAACUCUUUACGAUUGAUUACRAAACAAAUAGUCAAUAUUUUCUACUGGUGCAGGCAAGACUGUAUAAAGGUAGGUCACCAAACAGGCAUGGCUCAUACUUGCAUUCACUGGUUCCGCAAGGGGCUUCGACUGCACGACAAUCCAGCACUUGUGGCUGCAUUGCGGGRCUGCAAGGAGAUCUACCCUGUGUUUGUUCUGGACCCCUGUGCCCYCAACAACGUCAACAUUGGCAUCAACCGAUGGAAGUUCCUCAUAGGAGCCCUUAAAGACUUGGAUUGCAGCCUGAGGAAACUCAAUUCUAGGCUGUUUGUGGUGAGAGGUAAUCCAGAGGAGGUCUUUCCUAAGCUGUUCCAGAAGUGGAAGGUGACGCGGUUGACGUAUGAGUAUGACACAGAGCCCUUCAGCCUCCGCCGGGACAAGGAGGUGGUCCGGUUAGCUGAAGCGCAUGGAGUAGAAAUCAUCUACAAAGUCUCCCACACACUCUACAACAUAGACAGGAUAAUUGAAGAGAACAACGGAAAGGCUCCCCUGACUUACAAUCGGCUGCAGACCCUUGUCAGUAGUAUCGGUCCCCCCAAAAGGCCUAUCCCCGCUCCAACGAGUGAUGACAUGAAGGAUGUAAAGACUCCGUGCUCAGAAAAACAUGAGGAAAACUAUGGCAUCUCCACGUUAGAGAAGUUGUAUCAGGAUCCAGAGUCUUUGACUGAGGAGCUGUUCCCCGGUGGAGAGCAAGAGGCUCUGCGGAGACUGGACCAACACAUGGAGAGAAAGGAAUGGGUGUGUGACUUUGAGAAACCACAGACGUCCCCAAACUCCCUGAGCCCCAGCACCACCGUCCUCAGCCCUUAUAUGACAUUUGGCUGCCUGUCAGUACGCACCUUCUGGUGGAGUCUAACCGACGUCUACCAAGGGAAGAAGCACUCCCAGCCUCCCGUCUCGCUGCAUGGCCAGCUGCUGUGGAGAGAGUUCUUCUACACAGCCGGCCUGGGCAUCCCCAACUUUGACAAGAUGGAGGGAAACCCGGUGUGUACACAGGUGGACUGGGACAGCAACUCUGAGUAUCUGGCUGCAUGGGCAGAGGCCAGGACUGGUUUCCCCUUCAUCGAUGCCAUCAUGACCCAGCUGAGGCAAGAGGGCUGGAUCCACCACCUGGCCCGGCACGCCGUGGCCUGCUUCCUGACCAGAGGAGACCUUUGGAUCAGCUGGGAGGAGGGCCAGAGGGUAUUUGAGGAACUCUUAUUGGAURGAGACUGGUCCCUGAAUGCUGGGAACUGGCAGUGGCUCUCUGCUAGUACUUUCUUUCACCAGUUCUUCAGGGUCUACUCGCCCAUCGCCUUUGGGAAGAAAACGGACAAAAACGGAGACUACAUCAAGAAAUACCUGCCCCACUUGAAGAAGUACCCAGCUCAGUACAUCUACGAGCCGUGGAAGGCUCCCCGCAGCGUCCAGGAGGCAGCAGGGUGCAUCGUAGGUAAGGACUACCCGCGGCCCAUAGUGGAGCACGAGGUGAUCAGCAAGAAGAACAUCCAGAGGAUGAAGGCAGCCUAUGCAAAGAGAUCCCCACAUUCCAGUGAUGAGUCACCCAGCAAGAAGGAGAAAGGUAGAAAACACAAAGCGCCAUCUGUAUUGGAUAUGCUGAUAAAGAAGAAGAAAUGAUAGAGUUAAUGAUAUUGUUUUGGAGAAGUGUUSAUCUACUCCAAUUAGAGCUUGAGUGGAAGCUGCCAUGUUACAUUUUGUCUCGGUUUACAUGUCACAUUUACAUUAUGACUUUCAAUGUAUGGGAAUUGGUGGGCUUUUUCCCCAGUGUGUGCUGAAAAUAAAAACUAUUUGGCUAAACAUUCAAACAA